AUGUGUAGGGCCUUCCCUACAACGCUAAAGGGUCCUGUGAGAAUUUGGUUCAGCUGGCUAACGUCUAACUCCAUCAGCACUUUCAAGAAGCUUAGCACCCAGUUCACUUCACACUUUAUUGGGGGGCAUAGGUAUAAAAAGUCUACUGCGUGCUUGAUGAGUAUCAGGCAGCGAGAGGACGAGACGCUGAGAUCUUACAUAGCCCACUUUAACAAGGAAGCGCUCUCGAUCGAUGAAGCUGAUGACAAAAUACUUGUGGCAACCUUCACAAAUGGGUUGUGGAAAGAGUACGGAGUAAGGGAAUUGCGAGGAGAUCAGGUAGCUGUACGCGAAUGCUAUAUUGCGAUGUUAGAGAUGGACGACUAUCUACAAACCAUGAGCAUAGAGGAACAGCGGACGAGGGUGGAACCCGUAGAGAGGCUCGAGGAGAUACCCCUCGAUAGCACCAGAUUAGACAAAACCACGAAGAUCGGCACUCUCGCCAACCCAACAGUUCGCCAAGCGCUUGUAGCCUUCCUCAAGGAGAAUUAG
Quercus lobata is the source of this 531-nucleotide messenger RNA. RefSeq lists its product as uncharacterized. The record is from RefSeq and is a predicted model, not a curated record. Bases 1 to 531 code for a protein of 176 amino acids. Lineage: Eukaryota; Viridiplantae; Streptophyta; Magnoliopsida; Fagales; Fagaceae. The transcript is spliced from 2 exons.